Messenger RNA from Funneliformis geosporum, 195 nucleotides. NCBI's taxonomy places the organism in Eukaryota, Fungi, Glomeromycota, Glomeromycetes, Glomerales, Glomeraceae. The record is from the annotation of a GenBank genome assembly.
AUGAGAUUUUUAAAUAAUAACUUUGUAAGGCAGAAGAUACAUUUAAAUGUUACCACGAGUGGUGAGUAUGAGAUACCAUUUACACUCGUCCCAGAUUUCAGUACGCCCAAAUAUUAUUAUCGUCAACAUGUCUUUACUAAUCCAUCGCCUUUAUCAACAUCAUGUAGACAAAUGGAAAAUCGUUCAACGAUUUAA